This is a messenger RNA of Biomphalaria glabrata, 4888 nucleotides long. RefSeq names its product puromycin-sensitive aminopeptidase-like. Lineage: Eukaryota; Metazoa; Mollusca; Gastropoda; Planorbidae. Gene Ontology annotation, biological process: proteolysis; peptide catabolic process. Gene Ontology annotation, molecular function: metalloaminopeptidase activity; peptide binding; zinc ion binding. Gene Ontology annotation, cellular component: cytoplasm. The record is from RefSeq and is a predicted model, not a curated record. The transcript has 21 exons. Bases 119 to 2749 code for a protein of 876 amino acids.
UACUACACUUCUAUAGGACUUGCAUCUAGACCUGUAGUGUUACGUGUAUACUCAACAUAUUUAGACUCUAGGUCUGUGUCGAAGACUCGACAUAGUCAGAGAAGUUCACUCAACUAAAAUGUCUCCCCAAGACAAAUCAUUUGAGAGACUACCAAAAGAUGUUAUACCAUCAUUGUAUCAUGUCACACUUCAACCAGACUUGACAGCAUUCACUUUUAAAGGUUGGGAGAAAGUCACUCUUGAAGUCAAACAAACUACAAGGAGAAUCACUAUGAAUGCCUUUGAUCUCAGCGUGACCAAAGCUUAUCUUGUCGUUGACGGCAAACUGAAAGCUCCUUCAGAAAUAAUCGAAAAUGAAGAGGAUGAAUUGUUAGAGUUGUCCUUCCCUGAAGACAUUUCUCCAGGCCAGUUUGAACUAAAUUUAGAAUUCAGCGGCCACCUCAAUGAUCAGCUCAGAGGAUUCUACAGAAACAAAUACUUGUCUGAAAAUGGAGAAGUGUUGUAUGCAGCAGGCACACACUUUGAGGCCACCGGAGCCAGGCGAGCCUACCCUUGUUGGGAUGAGCCUGCCAUAAAAGCUAGGUUUAUAUUUACCUUGAUUGUACCUAAAGACAAAGUGGUUUUAUCCAACAUGCCAGCUGAGAGAGAAGAAAUAUCCCAAGAGAGCUCGGAUUUGAAAGUUGUAACAUUUCAGCCUACGCCAAUCAUGUCAACAUAUCUCACUGCUUUUGUCGUGGGGGAUUAUGACUUUGUGGAAGCUCAGACCUCCAAUGGCAUCCCUGUCAGAGUGUUUACUCCUCCUGGCUACAAGGAGCAUGGUCUCUUUGCGUUGGAGGUGGCGACCAAAUCUUUAUCCUACUACGAGCAGUACUUUGAUAUUCCUUAUGGGCUCCCAAAACUUGAUCUGAUUACUUUAUCAGAAUUCCCUAUAGGUGCUAUGGAGAACUGGGGUUUGGUCAUAUUCCGAGAGACUGCACUUCUCUUGGAUCCUGCCAACCCAUCAGCGUUCAGGAAGCAAAUUGUGGCCAUCAUUGUUACUCAUGAAUUGUCUCACAAUUGGUUUGGAAAUCUGGUCACCAUGGAAUGGUGGACUGACUUAUGGCUAAAAGAAGGCUUUGCUACUUGGAUAUCGUACCAGUGCACAGAUGCACUGUACCCAGAAUUUAACAUCUGGAAGCAGUUCAUCAAAACUGACCAAACGCGGGCAUUGGAACUGGAUGCUCUGACCAACAGUCACCCUAUUGAAGUUCCAGUUCAACAUCCUGGUGAGAUUGAUGAAAUCUUCGAUGAGAUAUCUUACUUCAAAGGAGCUUGUUUGAUUAGAAUGUUAAAGAGUUACUUAGGAGAUGAGGCAUUUCGAAAAGGGAUGAAGUUGUAUCUAAAGCGCCAUCAGUUUAGUAACACCACCAAUAAGGACAUGUGGGCAGCUAUGUCAGAGGCCAGUGGGUCAAAUAUUGAGGCCAUGAUGAACACUUGGAGCAAGCAGAAAGGUUUUCCUUUAAUUAAGGUUUCUGAAUUAAUUGACAUCACAUCUAAUAAAAGACAAGUUUGUCUCACACAGCAGAAAUUUGUAGCCCAGUCUUUAACUUCAGAGACCAAGGGCUCUAAUCCCAUCACUGAGCAGUGGUUAGUUCCCUUCUCUAUCACAUCAAGCAGCAGUCCAAGUGUUCCUGUAGUGAGCGGCCUGUUACAAGGUGGCAGUGUUACUUUGGAGCUUCCAAACUGCAAGCCAGAAGACUGGAUCCAUGCCAACCCUGGUCAGUACAUGUUUUAUCAUGUCCUGUAUCAGCCUGACUCUUUGCAAAGACUCUCACUUGGUGUGAAGCAGAAUAGUCUCUCCCCUGAAGACAAGUUGGGAUUACUUAUAGAUAGUUUUGCUCUGUGUCAAUCUAACUAUGUGAAUGUCGUGGAUGUAUUGAGAUUAUGUGAAUGUUUCCUUGAUGAAACAGACUUUUCAGUUUGUGGUAAGCUGGUCAGUGGACUUGGCGCCCUACGGCCUUUUGUUCAGCACCUCACUCAGGGUAAUGACCAGCAGUUUGAUGUUUUUCUAUGCAAGUCUUUGCAGAAGAUGAAGAGCUCACUAGGAUGGGAGGCAGCUAAAGAUGAAAGUCAUGCUACCAAGUUGAUCAGAGAACAGAUCCUGACAGUGCUAGGUUCAUCUGGUGAUCCGAAUGUUGUUCAAGAAGCUUCUAGAAGAUUCAGUGACUACUGUAGCAAGCAAGCAACAUUAUCUGCUGAUAUAAAAACUCCAGUAUUUGUCACAGUAUUAUCCAAUGGCGACAAGGAAGUGUACGACGAACUUCUAGAGAUUUAUGAUAACGAAGACAUGCUGGAAGAGAAAAACAGAAUCUCCAGAAUUCUGGGAUUGACACCCAAUGAAUCUUUGAUUCAACAAACUCUCAACUUUGCUCUGUCUGACAAAGUCAGGAAUCAGGACACUGUAGCCACACUGGCGGGGGCAACAUGGACACUUCAGGGCAGACAACUUGUCUGGAAAUUUGUGCAAGAAAACUGGCAGGAGUUAUACAGGCGCUACAGUACAAGUACAAUGAUGAGCCGAUUGAUAAAAGUCAUCACUGAUGGCGUCUGCUGUGCAGAAACAGCUAAGCAAAUGGAGAAUUUCUUCAAAGCUCACCAAGUGAAGAAUGCUCAGAGAGCCAUCCAGCAGGGGCUUGAACAAAUAGCCACCAAUGUAGCUUUCAUCCAUCGUCAAGGAGCUGCUUUGAUGAGCUUCCUCAACGACCAAUAAGUCUUUUUGCCCACACAACUCUAUUACAUUUUAGAUUAUUUUGUUCAAACUAGUUAUAGACUGGGGGGCUCGCAAGGCAUUCAUAAACAUAUUGCUCCUAGUGGACGUCGAAAUAUCUAUCACCCAUGUGGUGUAAAGAUAGAAUAACAAAUUUAAUUUAUAUUGGGGAUUUUCAUAUGUGGCAGCAAGCAAGAGUCUUGGUGUAUCUGGUGUACAAAGUAAAGGAAGUGUUAAAAUGUUUUAAAAAGUUUCAUGUAAAAUACCCAGCACCACAGACAUAUAGUAUACCUAGACUGGAGAUGGAGAUCAGGAUGGCUGCCUGGUCGUGCGGUUUGCAUGCUGGACUGUCGUUCAGAUUUAUCGAUGGUCCCGGGUUCAAACCCUGCCCGCUCCCAUCCCCCCGUCGUCCUGCGGGAGGUUUGGACUAGGAAGUAAUUAUCUUCAACUCUGAAGGAACAUCCGAAACAUGUAAAACAUUUUACAAACAUCUCUAACACUACACGAAAAUGUUGUGAAAAACUUCAAAAAAGCGGAAACUAGGCGUUGUUUUGUAAAGUAGUUGUAAGAACAACAUUUUUACUUUCAGCCCUAACCUAUGUAACAUAACAUGUAAUUGUUUAGAUCUAGAUCUAGUAAUUGAACAUCGAAAAUAAGAGCACUCUCGUCUCAUAUCAAUUAUUUUGCAAUUUUUAGAUAAAUAAUCUAGAAAUAUCUUGGUAAUUAUUCUAUUUAAACGUACAUAAGAUGAUUAAAAUCAACAGACUUGAAUUAUUUCAAUCUAGACUUCAAUUAUUUCAAUCUAGACUUGAAUUAUUUCAAUCUAGGAUUUUUGAAACAUUAUCUCAAUGAAAACUAGCCGGAAAUGGAUUUUAUUUAAUAGAUUUGCAUAAAUGUUUAGUUCAGUGAUUAAUAGCCCAUUCUAUUUAAAAUCCUACAAAAUGAUUUUGCAUUAUUUCUAAAAUUUGAAAAGUUAAGAUCAUUACUAAGACAGAAAAGAUCGAUUUUCCUAGGUUUGGGGUGACUUCCCUUACAGCUCAAAAAAAGAAUUACAUACAUAACAAUCUAAAUAUAUAUAGGUCAUUAUCAGACAAGAAUUUGUUUUAGUUGUCCAGUCUAGGUAUGAUAUAUUUAUAUAGGUCUGUGCUAGAGUCUGCAAAAUUAACAUUCUUUUAAAAUCUGUUUUUUUUUUUAGUUUGUUGGAAAUUUUGAAGUUGGAUUUAGCGUCCUUGACUUUGUUUAGUUUAUCGUGAAACUCUCCAAUAGUGACAUUCAGUGAGCUGAUUUAUUUCAGCACCGAUAUGUGAUAGUUUUCUACAAACCAAACAUGUUCAUCGUUUAUACUUUCCUCUUGUACAGUCUAGAUUUCCUAUCAGUAGGAAAGAUGGUUAAAUCUACUUUCAAACAUGUAUAUCAGAUUGAGUGAUUUUGUGAAUCAAAUGAAUUGAUUGAUUUUGUGAAUCAAAUGAAUUGAUUGAUUUUGUGAAUCAAAUGAAUUGAUUGAUUUUGUGAAUCAAAUGAAUUGAUUGAUUUUAUGAAUCAAAUGAAUUGAUUGAUUUUGUGAAUCAAAUGAAUUGAUUGAUUUGUGAAUCAAAUGAAUUGAUAGAUUUUUUUAAUCAAUGGAGUCGAUUUUGUAUGUGAAUCAUAUUGAUUGGUUUGAUUGGUUUGAGAGUCAUAUUUGUAUACAUCUUUUUUUAUUGUAGAUGGAACAUUUUCAGUAUCUAUUAGCUAAGAAAGAGAUGUGUCCAACUGUCAGGAGAACUUUAAAUUUUGGUAUUUUCAAGAUUUAUAGUUCAAAUGCUUGUCCAUCUUUUGAUUCUGAUAAUAUUCACAACCAGCCAUUUAGCUUUAUGUCUAAACAAUUAUACAGAGUUUUUUUUUGUCUGAUUUAUGCUCCUCUAUUGGACACUGCUGUACUUCGACAUUUAUUUAAACUUUAAACUGUGCCUUGGUUAGAAGAGUUACUGGUGAACAUUUGCUAUUACUUACAAAAGUUGCCUAUUAAUAAUUCUAGGGAAUGUGCUAUUGAAUGUGUUACUUAUUUAAGUUAUUUUAAAGUUAUCACAAUAAUGUAUGUCAUACAGUGGUUCAUUUAUUUUCUUUUGGUUUACAUCAUAUUUAAUAUACAGUCUUUUUUUAAUC